Messenger RNA from Seminavis robusta, 1970 nucleotides. Lineage: Eukaryota; Bacillariophyta; Bacillariophyceae; Naviculales; Naviculaceae. The record is from the annotation of a GenBank genome assembly.
UUUUGGGGUGACCAUGUAGGUCUCAGUACAAUUUCUAGCUGGCAAAAAUGUUCAACUACUGGCCGCCGUGUUGAGGCAAAAUUCUGACAGACCAACCCCAGAGAAAAAGAUGGGUUGGCGAAUUUUUGUUUGAUUGCACUGGCCACAGGUGCGAAGGUGUGCACCACUAGGAAUGACGGGAUCGUUGAUCGAGCAAUCAUGUGAGGAUGCCACAAUCCCUCCUUGAAACCCGUGAAGCACCAGACAUUCCGUUGGACUGCUUUGUGAUGCUCACCGCAUGGAGGGACUCGACUCGAAAAGAGUCAAGCCUCAAGGGAAAGGACCGUUGCAUGUCACACUGCCACGGGCGUAAAAUCGAAAAGCGCCAGUGCUUGUGAUUUGGAAACGGGAUUUUUGCGUUGCACCAAAAACACUCCGCGAUUGCCCAUUUCAGGGCAGGCAAGCAACCACCACAACCACUGCAUGGUUAGCUUCACAAAACGAAAGACCCGUUGAUUGAAACGCAGACUUGUCGCGUCUUGCAAGGCUUUCGUUGGUGGUGUGACUGAUUGGAACAAUGGCAAAGGGACAAAAGCGCAAAAACGAGUCGGUAACCGACGAAAACCCAAAUCCAAAGGAGAAGAAAUCCUCCAACGAAGAGAAAGAGAAAGCUCUUCUCGGCAACUUGCUCAGGCACUUCAUGAAAGGCAACGAAAGUGUAUCUUUCAAGGAAUGUUCAGAGGACCUUGGCUUCAUGGAACGUACAAAAACGUGGCAGGCUGCGUGGAGAUCGUUGGCUCAGCAGCGACACAUCGAAGCACCAGAAGCCAACCCCAUUUAUGGCGCCCACAAGUUGACUGACCAAGGAAAGGAGUUUGGCGCAACAGAUGAGUACAAGGAGUUUUUAGAGGAUCAGAGGUACCAGCCCAAGACCAACGAAGAGCACCAGACGCGCCUCAAGAAGAGAUUGGAUAAGAAAUCGUAUGGAGAGAACCUCUUUGACCUUUUGCUGGAGCACGGAUCGCUGUCUCGUAAGGAAAUGUCGGGCAUUGUUGGCGUUGUCAGCGGGAGUCACAAGUUCAGUUACGGUUUCAAAGACCUCAAAGAUUUGGGGUUCAUGGAAAUCGACCCCGCUGACAAGAAGAAGUGGCGCCUCACCGAAAUGGUUUUCUUGAAUCCGGAAGACCGCCCCGAACAGAGUGAUCCGAAAGAGAUUGAAAUGCUCAUAGCUGCAACGGCAGGGGCCAAGAAAGCGAAGAAGACAGACCAGGAGAAGCCCAAGAAAAAGGCCGCAGCAAAAGAAAAUGCAAAAGAGAAGAAAGCAACCACAAAGGGGCGGAAAAAGAAGAAACAGUCUGGAGAGGCCGAAGAACAACAAUCCACAACCAUCGAAAGUCCCAUCGUGCACGACGCAGCAGGUUCCGAAAACGACGAAGAGAGCAACAACGAUGCAGCAAAGGGAGGUGACGAGAAGGUCAAGUCGAAAGAGCUACCAGAGGUGAUUCCAAGCGAGAUCUUCCUGAAAGAGGAUGCGUGACUGUGCACGGCCACUUCCCUUUUGAUGGAUAUUCUGACUUCAAUUCACGCUGCUGUUUGCACCAUAUGGCUUGUAUGUCAUAUUUGUAUCCAAGGGAUGAGAUAGCUCCUGUCCAGCCUUCUUGCUAUAGUUGUAAUCUUAGUAAGACUUCCGUGGUACCGGUACCAACCCUGGAGCCAGUAGUAGUUGAUCAACAGAGGUGUACAGUACCGGUACCGAUACGGUUGUAGCAACUACUUGUGUGACGAGAAUGUUUGACACGAAGCUUCCUGGCAAGUAAAACCAACUGCGAAGCACUACCGAUAGCUAGCUGCAGCUGGCCAGCUUUCACAAUGCGAAAAUGACGCCCAAGAAACUUUGAUUCACUCGACAAGAGAGGACUCCACACCACGUUGACUUGGAAGAGUGCUCCAUGGUGCCUUCAAGCUCCAAGUUCCCUCUGCCCAAACCCCCC